Molecule: messenger RNA, 2271 nt
Organism: Rhodotorula toruloides NP11
Lineage: Eukaryota; Fungi; Basidiomycota; Microbotryomycetes; Sporidiobolales; Sporidiobolaceae
Product: Cohesin loading factor
Exons: 8
Coding region: 1-2271 (756 amino acids)
Biological process (GO): mitotic sister chromatid cohesion
Source: RefSeq, a predicted model, not a curated record
AUGGAGAACGGCAGCUACAGGCCAUCCAAUGACCACCCUUCGCCCACCAAGAAGCGCAAGCUCGACUCGCACUCUGCCUUACUCGACAUCGACGCAGCAGCACACAGCGCGUUCAGUGCGCAUGCGACUGCUCAGACACCAGUGCAGCUGUCGAACUUGCCGGCUCCCGUCGCGCUCUUCGCGCUCGCGACGUCCCUCCGCGCCUCAGCGGCUUCUCUUCUCCCACACCUCUCGAAACGCCCUUCCUCCUCGUCCGCCUCUUCCCAAGCCCGCUACACAGCCACGUGGUCCGCCUACGUCCACUACACGACCUCUGCCAUCGUCCUCCUCCGAGCGGCGGUGACGUUGACGGCCGGAGCGAGCGAAUGGAGCGGAGGGAGGGUCGAGUUGAGGGCUAAUGCCAUGCUCGCUGAGACGCUCGUUGAUACGUAUGAGGGAUCGGGGAACGAGAAGCAGGUUGCUUCGGAGGCGGAGAAGGCGAUCACGAGGGCGCUCGCCAUCUCCGAGAGCCACCCCUCGCUCAAGCCUUUCACCCUUCCCCUCACGCUUCUCCACCUGCGCCUCGCCAUCCUCACCGGCAAGCCCUCCAAGUACAUCCGCACGAACCUUCGCCGCCUCUUGUCCACCCUGCCCGCCCUCUCGCCUACGUCGCCCGCCUCUACCGCCGCAGCUCACUAUGCCCUCCAGUCCUUCGUCGUCAACCUCCCGACAGCCGGUAUCGAUGCCGUAGUCUCAACGAACACGACCGCGACAUGGCAAGAGAAGGUUCAAGCCUGGCAGAGCGUGCAAGAGCUCGCCACCCAACGCGGCGACAACUCGAUCCGCGUCCUCGCGCUCCUCGCCGAAGCGCAACUCCUCCUCGUCCACUCUCCAUCCGACUACUCCCGCGCCGGCUCGAUCCUUUCGUCCCUCUUCUCCACGCUCGGAGGCGACUCCGACUCCUCGACGGAGCAAUGGCCACGUACAGUCAAGGUCCUGUACCGUCUCUUGUACUGCUUGUGGAAGAGCCAGAUGGGUGAGGCGAAGGAGGCGAAGGAGGUUUUGAAGAGCACGCAUAAGUUGUUGGAUGCGCAGGUGGAACAGGCGGAGAUGGAGAGCGAUGCGGUGCAGACUGCUUUCUCAACAAACGGCGAUGAAUCUGCCAGCUCGAUGGCCUUUCGCAUCCCGCCUCAUCCGACGCUGUAUACCUUUGCGUUUCUCGCCAGUGCGGCCAUCCACCUCGACCCGCUCGGCAAAUCGCCUCGUUCCGGGCUUUUCGCGGAAGAAGGUGUGCGGAUUGCACAGAGCAAGCUCGGAGCGCGCGAAGCCACUCAGCCAGUCACCUCGCUCGCCUUCGCUUCGCAGAGCCUUCACGCCGUCGCCUCGCUCCAAGUCCACUUCCACCUCCUCCUCGCCUCCCUCGGCACCAUGCGCUCGUCCUACACCGCCGCCGAGACGCACCUCACUUCCGCACUCUCGACUUUGCGCGCCUACAACCCUUCGAGCUGGACGACCUCCGAGGCGGCGCUCAAGAUCGUCUUUGGGUGGGCGCAGGUGCGGCUUGCGCGUGCUGCGAAGGGAGGAGAGGACGAGAAAGAGGCCGAAGAGGCGCUUGAGGCGGUCCUCUUUGCGUGCGAGAAGCGCAGGAAGGAGGGGAAGGAGGGAGGGAUCGCCGAGCACCUCAAGACUGUCGCUAUGCUUUCGCUCCUCCUCCUUCGCUUGUCCAAUCCUACUCCUUCGGCGCCAGUGACAACUCCGACCGACACCCUCAUCCGCGCACUCACCGCCUCCGAACCAUCCUCCACCUCCUCCGCCCAGUCCCGCCUGAUUCACUCGCUCACUCAAGCACUCACAGUUCCCUCCAUCACCGCGUCAAAGGCGGCACUCUCGGCUGCUCUGGCACUGGCGAACCAGAUGCAGGCGAAUCAUGUCAGGGUCGGCGUGUUGGCGUUGUUGGCGAAUGUAUUCCUCUGGACGAGGGAGGGAGAGGCGCAGAAGAUGCUCAUCUCAGCUCUCAAGCUCGCGCAAUCGAUGGGCUCGGCGACCAACCGCUCAUACACCUUUCCCGAUGCGCCCGGCUCGCCGCCCGUCGUCGUGGGGAACGCCCGGCUUGGGUUGUGGUUGGGCGAGAGGUUGCUUGAAAGCUACCGCUCCGACUCGUCGCUCCAGAAGACGGACGAAGGGCGGCAGAAGCUCGUCGCGCAGGAACGGGUCAACGAGGCGUGCCGCAAGAUGCUUGAGCGGGACGAGGCGGCGGCUGCGCAGGAGCGCGUUGUCAAGAUGGAGGCGUAG